Betta splendens (Siamese fighting fish) is the source of this 2277-nucleotide messenger RNA. RefSeq lists its product as uncharacterized. The record is from RefSeq and is a predicted model, not a curated record. NCBI's taxonomy places the organism in Eukaryota, Metazoa, Chordata, Actinopteri, Anabantiformes, Osphronemidae. The transcript is spliced from 6 exons. The coding region runs from base 338 to 1303 and encodes 321 amino acids.
CUUCUUGUAGGUUUGCUCAUCUCUGACACCUGCAGGCAGCCUAAAAAAAAGGACAAAACACAAAUGACUCACACGUUCUUGCAUGUGCUUCUGAUUGACAUUUAAUAAAACAAACAACAAAAACAAAACAUUAAUUCAACUGUUAAUUAUUUCAGACACGAAAAAAGAACGCCCUCCCCUCAAAAGCAAAAACAACAUUUCCCUUCAGAGUCUUUAUAUUAGGAUCCAUAUUUGAAAAAUAGUAAUGAGGGCUGAAAAAGUGUAUUUGCAUUUCCUGUCAGGAAGUCGUCAGACACACAUUCUGAAGACGACGGCAGCUUGUACAUACGUAUAGAAAAUGAAUCUUGUUCUUCAGUGUGUUAUUCUCCUGUUCUUAUCAUUUCAAUAUGAAGCAUCCAGAGCUGUGACCUCUGUGUUUGUGAAGAAGGGAUAUGAUGUACAGCUGGAUGUUAAGGAAGAUGAUGUUCCUGAGGAUUUCUUAUUUUUUGCAUGGAAAUUCAAUGGAACAAAUAAUUUAGUAUCAUUUGCAAGUAAUGGAAAACCAAAAGUUUCUAAUAUUUACACUGGAAGAGUUGAGUUUUUAAAUUACACUGUAAAGUUGAAGAAUGUACAAGAGACAGACAGUGGAGUUUAUACUGCAGUAUUUACAGAAGAUAAAGACCAAACAGCAGCUAUUUACAGUGUCACAGUUCAAGCUCCAGUGUCUCCAGUUAAUCUGACUGUGGACUCAGUGUCCAGCAGCUCAGACUCCUGUAACCUCACUGUGACCUGCAGGACACAGGACUCUCACAUCAGCACCACUUUUACAUGUGUCAAUCAAACCUGCAGUGAAGAUGGAGACGGAUCAAAAGCUACAACCUCUGCUGCUGAUCUUCGUGUCUACCUUGAGAAUGACUCCAUCAACUGUAACCAUAGCAACCAGGUCAGCUGGACCACAAACCAAGGAGCACCAGAGAUACAGAGUUUCUGUUACCAACAGGCCAAAGAAUCACGGAGCCAUGUGGCUGUAUUUGUUUUUGUGCCUAUUGUCAUCAUUAUUGGUAUAAUUAUAGCUGGUCUUUGUUAUAUGAAGAACAGAAAAAAGAAAAUAUUCACUGUGGAAAACACAGUGUAUGCAGUUACUAAUGUUCCUACAGGUCAAACUCAGCAAAGGUUUUCAGUCAGUGAUAAUUCAAACCUUCCUUCAAACUCCACCUACUGCUUCGUCGGGUCUCACGCUGGAUCCAGCAGAUCUGAGACCAGCCAUGCUCUGCCACAGAGCGUGUAUGCUUUGGUGGAGGGACCAGGCGCUCAUCACCCCUGACACUCUUUAUCCACUCCAUCAUCUUCAUCAUCAUCUCUGUUACUAUUUUAACAUCUUCCACCUCUUCCCUCCCCUCAUCAUUUUACCACCAAGUUUCUUCAUCUAUAAAGAAAGACAAGUUACCAUUCGAAAUAAUAAUAAUAAUAAUGUUUCUGUUGGAGUGAAUGUGGAUGUUUGGAUAAAUGUUUAAAAGCAGCAUGAAUUACAUUCUAUUGAGUGUGUUAAGGCAUCUGAACCAAGCGCUAACAGGUAAAACCAAGUCUAACCGUGUCAUGACAGAAAACUGACGUCGUAAAGCUGUGUGUUUAUUGUCAUUUUAUUUAGUUUGACCAGUGAUUGUUUACUUCACUUCAGAGAUUGUUUACUGACGCCACUUUACCAAGUAAUGCAGAUUUUGCACUAUUUUGGUUUAGUAAUUGAAGUCACUGCAGAGUUUAAGGCUCUUGAAGUGUCAUAUUUACCUCAUGGAGAAACAGACUGUUACUGAAAUUAACUUAGUUAUGUGUGUAAUUUUAUAUAUGAUUUUUAUAGGAUCCAGUUUGUAUUUUUGUACUGUACUUUAGAUUUAUUAUGUUCAGAUGUUUAGUUUUUUAUGAAUGAUAAAGAUGAAUUUCACUUCAGGGAAUCAUUAGUGUCAGUAAAGUGCUUCAGUACCUGAUCUUACUGUACCUUAUGUAGUGUUACAUUUACACACUGGCCACUUUAUUAGGUACAGACACACCUGAUUCAGUCCAACACAGUAACUGCACUCUGUUUUUAGCCGUCAGAAGAGUGAUUGUUAUUGAGACUAUUAAAACAUGGUUGCUAAUGCCAUACUGGUCUGAAACAUCCAUCAAAUGUUCCAAUCACAAUGUGAGACACAGAUGUUAAUAUGAGCUGAUGGCUUUUUCUACUUGAUUUCCUCCAUGAGAUGCACAGUGAUGACAGCAGACACCACGUUUGAUGAUUUUUAAUGUACAAAGUUUAAAAGCUAA